AUGGCUGGUCAAUCAAAGCCCGCUCUGUCUCCUUGGGGAAGCGCCGUUGCAGGUGCCACUGGCGCGGUCCUUGCAAAUGCUAUUGUCUACCCACUUGAUUUGGUUAAAACGAAGCUGCAAGUUCAGGUGAAAAAGGCUGGCGAAGCAGAAAGCAAAGAUUCGGACGAUGUGCACUAUAAAUCAACCUGGGAUGCGAUCACGAAGAUUAUGGACAAAGAAGGAGUUGAGGGACUAUACUCCGGAAUGGCUGGUUCCCUUAUUGGCGUUGCCUCAACCAACUUCGCCUACUUCUACUGGUACAGCGUCGUGAGGACGCUCUAUAUGGCUUCGGAACGUGUGCCCAAACCGCCAGGAACUGCUAUCGAGCUCAGCCUUGGUGCUGUUGCCGGUGCUGUUGCUCAAAUUUUCACAAUUCCUGUUGCUGUCAUCACCACACGCCAGCAGACACAGCCAAAGGACGACAAGAAGGGUCUAAUUGAGACCGGCAGAGAAGUAGUCAACAGCGAAGAUGGAUGGUCCGGUUUGUGGAGAGGCCUCAAAGCGAGCUUGAUCCUCGUCGUGAACCCGGCUAUCACAUACGGUGCUUAUCAACGUCUCAAGGACAUUAUUUUCCCCGGGAAGAAGAGCCUCAAGCCUUGGGAAGCAUUUCUUCUUGGUGCUCUAUCCAAGGCCAUGGCCACCAUCGCAACUCAGCCGUUGAUUGUUGCCAAGGUUGGCCUUCAAUCGCGCCCGCCACCAGCCCGUAAUGGGAAGCCAUUCAAGACCUUCAGCGAGGUUAUGCGAUUUAUCGUCGAGAAUGAGGGACCGCUAUCUCUAUUCAAGGGCAUUGGGCCCCAGAUUUUGAAAGGUCUUCUAGUUCAGGGUCUACUGAUGAUGACGAAAGAAAGGAUGGAACUCCUUUUCAUUGUCUUAUUUGCAUAUCUCAAAGGUCUCAGAGAGAAGAAGCUUCGCAAGGCCGUUGAUGCAGCGGCGUCCAAGGCACAGGCCAGCCUUCCGGCGACUCUGAAAUAG
Molecule: messenger RNA, 1011 nt
Organism: Aspergillus nidulans FGSC A4
Lineage: Eukaryota; Fungi; Ascomycota; Eurotiomycetes; Eurotiales; Aspergillaceae
Product: protein antA
Exons: 4
Coding region: 1-1011 (336 amino acids)
Biological process (GO): transmembrane transport; ADP transport
Cellular component (GO): membrane; peroxisomal membrane; mitochondrial inner membrane
Source: RefSeq, a predicted model, not a curated record